AGCGGAUCUUUGACAUGUCCUUUGGGGGGAAGGUCGUCGCGUUCACGGGCAAGCUCGAGACAUGCACGCGCGCGGAAGCAGCGACGAUGGUAAAGGACGCGAGCGGUGCUGUCUCGUCUUGCGUGACGAAGAAGACGACGCAUUUGGUCGUGGGCGGUGACGGCAAAGUUGACAAGGCAGCACCGGGAGUUGUGAUUUGGACAGAGGCAGAGUUCAUGGCGGCGUUGUCAUCCAGCACAGACGAGACAGAGGAACCUGCACCACUCAUCCCUGUGACGGUCAAAAGCGACGCGACGACAUCUAAAUUGUUGGAGGGAAAGGUAGUCGCGUUCAUGGGAAAACUCGCGACGUAUACGCGAGCAGAAGCGGCGUCCAAGGUCAAAGCUGCCGGUGGAGAGGUGUCUUCCAGCGUGACGAAAAAGACAACGCACUUGGUUUCGACGGAAAAUCAUAAGGCGGUACCCGGGGUGGUGGUGUGGACUGAAGCGCAGUUCACGGCGGCGCUUGCACCUGGCGACGCGGGAGCAGGACCUGCAUCACCGAUUGCCACCGAUGUGAAAAAGGAAACAUCAUCAUCUCCAGCAAUUGGCAAAGGGAAAAAACGUAUGGCGUCUGCGGACGCGCCGGCGACGCCCGUGAAGAAAGCCAAGGUCAAACACAGUGCCGAGUUGCCUGUCGAGUCGCCCAUUCGCAUCACGACUCGAAAACCCGACAAGCACUUGGCAUCGCGGGAUCAAUUCACAAUUGUCAACGACUUCACGGCGGAUUUGAUGCAAACCAACAUUGGCGAGAACAACAACAAGUUUUACAUCAUUCAACUGCUCCAGUCCACGCCAUCCCGCUACCUCGUGUUCACGCGAUGGGGGCGGCUCGGCGACGUGGGGCAGCAGCAGCUUGUCGAUUGUGGCGAUAGCCUUGACAAAGCAGUGCAGCUUUUUGAAAAGAAGUUCAAGGACAAAACCAAGAACAACUGGUGUAAUCGGUACGCAUUCGUCAAACGGGACUUUCAAUAUCAGUUGGUUGAGCUCGAUGCGUCCGAGUCGGGGGACGGCGGCGGUGGCGGGGACGCGGCCAUGGGCAAGUUGUCGGCUGCCCAGAUCGAGAAAGGCCAGGCAGUGCUGGAGAAACUCAAAACUGCCAUUCAACAAGAUCCCAAUGCCGUGACAGCUCUGUCUGGCGAAUACUACUCGCUCAUCCCGACUCUGAGCGGCCGCCAGCGGCCGCCCCCGCUCACCACGAUGGAACGGAUUGAAGAAAAGGCGGCUUUGCUUGACUUUUGGCUUCGGAUGGGAUUUGACGACAUGGGAGAGCAAUCGGGCGUGGCUCCAAUUCAAGGCAUCAUGGACUUGCCAUUGCCAACGAGUCUGUUGGCUGCGUCGUCUGGCAUCACUACUGGUACUCUAUCAAACAUGGUCGUCAUGGCUAAUUCUUGCUGGACGACCGUAUCAGCCGCCGCGAUCAAGCAGAGCCAGUCUCGAGGGGCAGAGCUGGCCAAGAGCAACGCAGGAUCGCCGACAGGUCCCAUGAACAAGGUCAUCCCGUUGACGCUGGAUGUCCCGGGUUGA
This is a messenger RNA of Aphanomyces invadans, 1565 nucleotides long. RefSeq lists its product as hypothetical. Gene Ontology annotation, molecular function: NAD+ poly-ADP-ribosyltransferase activity. NCBI's taxonomy places the organism in Eukaryota, Oomycota, Saprolegniomycetes, Saprolegniales, Verrucalvaceae. The record is from RefSeq and is a predicted model, not a curated record. Bases 15 to 1565 code for a protein of 516 amino acids. The transcript is spliced from 2 exons.